AUGGCUCACAACAGGACGCUGACUGAGAACAAAGCACCCACUUAUGGGACGGCUGGCGAUCCGAGAGUUGACUUCUUCUUCCAUGUGAUCGAAGACACAGAGAAGGAGAGGACAGUCAGUCUGUUAAAGAAGUCUUGGAAAUGUCAUCCGUUGGACACAUUGAAACUGACGGCAUAUUUGAGAGACUGUCGUAAUGGCAAAGGCAUCAAAAAUCACUACCAAAUGUGUACUCAAUAUUUCUUUGAACAUCACUUCGAGACUCUGAUGGCAAAUAUGGAUCAAUUGGUGGCAUUUGGCUAUUGGAAGGAUCCGCUCGUUAUACUCAUGACUUUGCUUUUCAAUGAAAUUCCCGACUAUUUGGCCAAAGAUGACGGACACAAACGUCGACACAAUUCUCAACCCCAGAAGAAGAAUGUGUUCCCAAAAUACGAUCGAUUAGUUUUGGGAGGUCUUCGCAAACAAAGACAAAAAGCAAAGAAAGAGAUAAAAUCUAAUACAAAGAAGGCUACGAUUGAGGCGACAAAGAGUGACAAUCAAGUGAUAGAAGCGAUGGAAUCGGAGGACAUUGUGGUUCCCGGCAUCGAAGUCCAUCUGAUUGGAAGUGUGUACCAAACUGUUCUGAACAAAGUUGAAGCCUUACAAAUCAAUCGCAAAGAAUUUGCUCAAAACCAUUACAUAAAUGAUGAAAAAUAUCGCAAACUCUAUGACAAAGUCGUUGAUAUGUUCGCCAAUCAAUUGGUCACAGAUUUGGAAAAGAUGUCAAAAGAUGUGAAAUCGUUAUCAUUGGUGGGGAAGUGGGCGCCCAGUAGUGGCCAUCACUUCGACAAAUAUUUGUUUAUUUGUCAACCGAUAGCCAAACAGAUGUUGCUUCUAAUGAAAAGGAAUGAACUGAUCGGUGAUCCGAAACUUCUAAAGGAUUUCUACAUUAAAGAGGUCUGUACUCCACUUCGCAGAUAUCUUCUGAUACCCGAAGUUUUUAUGGCGUCCAAUAAGUGGAUGGAUAUCGACUACAAUCGCGUCGCCUCUAAGUGUAUGCAAAAGAAUAAAUCGGUUUUCAUUAAACACGACAAACAGAGGUUUGAAGAGUUCUUGGCCUCAAAGACUACCAUAUCUGGUGCUGUCCUAAAACCCGUGGAAAUGGUAGAAAGAGGCGAGAAGUAUAUAUUUCAGACCAUCGCUGAAAGUGAAGAUCAAGAUUUCAAGCUUGAAAUGGAAGUUCUUGAGAAACAAUGGCUUUCACUUUGCGAAGACAUUAAGAAAAAGGGCGGCGGUCUAUUGGACAACGCUAUAGCGGUGUGUGAUGUGAGCGGUUCUAUGAAUGGGACGCCUAUGAACGCAGCCAUUGGUCUCACGAUUCUAACCAUGUAUUUAUCACAAAAGCCCUGGAAUUCAAUGUGUAUUACAUUUGACGAGAAUCCGACAUUUCAUAUCGUGGACUCGAAACUCACUUUCAUUGAGAAACUGCGGGUAAUGUCGACGAAUAGCAUGGCGUGGGGCGGAACUACUAAUUUGAAUCGAGUCUUUGACUUGAUUUUGCGCAAAGCUGUUGAACAGCGUCUCCGAAACAAUCAGUUGCCAAAAGUACUCAUUGUUUUUACAGACAUGGAGUUUAGCAGUGCUUUUCCGGGAACUACUCUAACCAACUUCGAGGCCGCGAAGAAACAGUUUGAGGCCAAAGGGUAUACUUUGCCUCCCAUUGUAUUUUGGAAUCUCAGGGCUUCGGCGUCGACACCCGUUGACAGCAAUGAAAUGGGAGUCGCACUCCUCUCCGGAUAUUCCGGACAACUAUUGUCACUCAUUUUGAAAACCGAAGACUUGGAGAAAAUAACCCCCUAUUCGAUGAUGAGGUCAGCUAUUGAUGACAAACGUUAUUCUGGGCUUAAAAUAAUCGACUAA
Molecule: messenger RNA, 1896 nt
Organism: Medioppia subpectinata
Lineage: Eukaryota; Metazoa; Arthropoda; Arachnida; Sarcoptiformes; Oppiidae
Source: the annotation of a GenBank genome assembly